AAAGAAUCCAAAAGCCCACAACACGGCCCGACGCAAACCCACGUCGUUCAUGUGAGCGAUUUCCGAUUCAUCUCGUUUUUCGACGGCCACAGGCUUCACAGAUUCUCUCCAGGAUGGAAUUCUGCAAUUCCUUCAUCUUCUUCACUCUGUUAAUCAUCCUCCCUCUCGCUAGGUGCGAGGAUACUGGCUCGGUGCUCUUCGUUGAUAGCUCGUCACAUCAAUAUCUUCGAUCUCAUUCGCCCGAUGAUGGCUUCGAGUUUAGUUCAAUGUCACUGCCAGAAGUUGGUGCUGCUGUGUCAGUCCUGCUUGGUUUUGCGCCACCUUCAACACUUUCAGCUUCGGGUUCAUCUAAGCUGAAUGGGAUUUUGAUGCCAAAUCCGCUUGAUAGGCCUCGUUCAGUUUUUAUGCUUGAAAUUAAAGGAGAAUAUGACCCUGAAAUUUUAAGCCUAGAAAGUGGCAUGUCCAGCAAUGUCCUUACAAGCAAGGUUAAUGUAGGUUCUGAGAGUGCUGACAUCCAACUUCCUGGUGAGGAUGAAGUGUCUGUUGUUCCUUUGAAUGAACCGUUGUCAGAUUAUACUGAUAAAGAUGUUAGCGAAUUUGCAUCUUUCAUUGGUGGAUCAUAUGUUGCUGAUGCAUCACAAACUUUAAAUGGAGAGUUUACUGUGCGCUUGACUGAUGAUUCUAUGAUCAAUUUUCAUCUGUCUAAGACAGGGGACAGAGAAUUCAUAGGUAGUCUUUUGUGUCUCUUUCACAAUAUUAAGAGAGCUAUUCACAUUCACGAGGAUUUGUCACAAAAUGUGCAAAGUCCAUCUGAGCUCAUCACUGGCUCUUUCAAUAGCAUCAAGGCAUUCCAAGAUGAAAGUGAUUCUGAAGGAGAUGCAGAUAAUAGAUCUAGACUAUUUAUCGUUGCUUUGUCCAAGAUAUUCCACUUACUCCAAAAAGCAUAUGAUGGUGAAAUUGUUGGAGUUGUUUUCUUUUCUGGUUCAUCAUCAACAAAGGCAGAAAAAGGAUUAAAUGUGAUGUUUAACCAUCUGUUGACUCCACGUUGGCUGGUGGAAGACGUCAAAGUUAACACAACUAUUCACGAAGUGAUAUUGGUUAGGACAACCCUUGCCUGGAUCACAGGAAUCAUCCUUUUGAUUGCUACUCUUAUGGGGGUAAAUUUUGCACCUCUACUCCAUUAUGCUCCAUCUAGUUUAGAUAUGUUAUUUUCUCCUUUUUUUUAAUCUACAAUGGGUAUU
This is a messenger RNA of Benincasa hispida (wax gourd), 1241 nucleotides long. The record is from RefSeq and is a predicted model, not a curated record. Lineage: Eukaryota; Viridiplantae; Streptophyta; Magnoliopsida; Cucurbitales; Cucurbitaceae.